UACCAGCUUGAUAGAGGCUAGGCACACCCGACUCCGCCCCCUGACCAGGCUCCGUUUUCGUUUCACCUCAUAUUUGUUGUGUUUACGUUACACGUUCUUUUCCGCUUCCGCCGUAUUAGCAGACUGACGAUGGCGACCAACAUCUCCAAGAAAAGGAAGUUUGUGGCUGAUGGCGUGUUCAAGGCCGAAUUGAACGAGUUCUUGACCCGGGAGUUGGCAGAGGAUGGUUACUCUGGUGUGGAGGUGCGUCCCACCCCGACCCGCACGGAAAUCAUCAUCACGGCCACCCGCACCCAGAACGUGCUGGGUGAGAAGGGACGCCGCAUUCGCGAGCUGACCUCGGUCGUGCAAAAGCGCUUCAACUUCCCCGAGAACACCGUGGAGCUGUACGCCGAGAAGGUGGCCACUCGCGGUCUGUGCGCCAUCGCUCAAGCCGAGUCCCUCCGAUACAAGUUGAUCGGUGGCUUGGCUGUUCGAAGGGCUUGUUAUGGUGUGCUCCGGUUCAUCAUGGAGUCGGGCGCCAAGGGUUGCGAGGUGGUUGUCUCUGGUAAGCUCCGUGGUCAGCGUGCCAAGGCUAUGAAGUUCGUCGACGGUCUGAUGAUUCACUCCGGCGACCCUUGCAACGACUACGUAGAUGCGGCUUGCCGUCACGUGCUCCUCCGACAGGGUGUGUUGGGCAUCAAGGUCAAAAUCAUGUUGCCCCAUGAUCCCAAUGGCAAGAUGGGACCCCGUAAGCCCCUGCCCGAUCACGUGUCCAUCGUGGAGCCCAAGGAAGAAGUGUUGCCCGCCAGUCCCUUCUCCGAGGCAAAGCUGCAGAAGCCCGAUGCCGCCAGCGUGCCCAUGUGAAAGAAAAAUAAUCUUCUUGUUUGUCUACUAUGGGAGAAUUAAACGUGAUUUAAUUACUCUGA
Tigriopus californicus is the source of this 908-nucleotide messenger RNA. RefSeq names its product small ribosomal subunit protein uS3A (gene RpS3). Gene Ontology annotation, molecular function: RNA binding; structural constituent of ribosome. NCBI's taxonomy places the organism in Eukaryota, Metazoa, Arthropoda, Copepoda, Harpacticoida, Harpacticidae. Bases 130 to 846 code for a protein of 238 amino acids. The transcript has 3 exons. Gene Ontology annotation, cellular component: nucleus; cytosolic small ribosomal subunit. Gene Ontology annotation, biological process: translation; positive regulation of apoptotic signaling pathway. The record is from RefSeq and is a predicted model, not a curated record.